CUCUCUAGGAUGUCGUAGGAAGACGCUAGCAUGAGAAGUGUGAACUAACCGGGCGGUGAAUGUUUGUCCCGAGUGGGAAAGUUGAACAGGAUAAUGGAGAAACAGGAGGCAUUUUCCCAUUGGAAGCAGCAGUCCGCGCGGAAGACAGAUGUCAGUAAGAAAGGCAGCGUGGAUGAGGAUAUCGAAGAGACCGUGCGGCUGAUUAACCAGCAGGAGCGCUAUUUCACCACCAGCUCGUGUUCGGGACGUGUGAUCAUCAUCAACGAGACUUUGGAUAACUCUACAAUACAGAAGCAGAAUUGUUCCUGGCUCUUUGUAACACACAAACUCUGUAAACCUGAUGAUGUGUUUGCAGCUCUUCAGAACGCUACUGGGGAUGUCGUGCUGAAGUUUGAACCAUUUGUUCUUCAUGUCCAGUGUCGCGCACUUGAGGACGCACAGCUUUUACAUAGUGUUGCAAUAAAUGCUGGCUUCAGGAAUUCUGGAAUCACCGUGGGAAAGAAAGGAAAAAUUAUAAUGGCAGUACGGAGUACCCAUGGCUUGGAAGUCCCUCUCACUCAAAACGGGAAAUGUUUGGUAAACCAUGAGUAUAUAGAAUUUCUGGUCCACACAGCAAAUAAGAAAAUGGAAGAGAAUAAAAGACGAAUAACCAGGUUUCACAGCUGCCUUCACAAAGCUUUACAAAAAGAAGACUGCGUCCAUGAUAAAACAUCUAAGGAACAGGCAUCAAGUUGUGUGUAUGUGCGCAGAAGGAAAAGAAAAGACAGAAGUAGGAAAUCAAACUGCUCUUCCAGUGAAGAGGAACAUACUGAUUCAGAGCCUGAACUGACACUUUUUAAUGACCCAUGACAAUUGCUGUUUUCAGUUUUAAUUCUGGAAACUUUGUUUUUAUUUUUCUGUAUUUAUUUUUGAUGAGGGAAAAAUGCUUUUUUGUGAUAGCUGACUGCAAAUAAAUUCAUAUAGAUGAGA
Messenger RNA from Xenopus laevis (African clawed frog), 969 nucleotides. RefSeq names its product tRNA-yW synthesizing protein 3 homolog L homeolog (gene tyw3.L). The coding region runs from base 94 to 849 and encodes 251 amino acids. The transcript is spliced from 6 exons. Lineage: Eukaryota; Metazoa; Chordata; Amphibia; Anura; Pipidae. The record is from RefSeq and is marked validated.